Messenger RNA from Salvia hispanica, 674 nucleotides. Lineage: Eukaryota; Viridiplantae; Streptophyta; Magnoliopsida; Lamiales; Lamiaceae. The record is from RefSeq and is a predicted model, not a curated record.
UGCCUGAGCUCGCGCCGCUUCCAUCUCCGCCGCUAAUUGAGCCUAGGGAAGGACUCUGAAAAAUGAACGGCCAAACCAGCCAUCAGCAGCCCAAGGAUGGGCGACACGACGACGAUACUGCGCUCACUGAGUUCCUCGCUUCCUUAAUGGACUAUACCCCCACGAUACCUGAUGAAUUGGUGGAGCAUUACUUGGCCAAAAGUGGAUUCCAGUGCCCCGACACCCGAUUGACAAGGUUGGUAGCAGUUGCAACACAGAAGUUCAUUGCAGAUGUGGCAACUGAUGCACUUCAACAGUGUAAGGCAAGGCCAGCUGUAAUCAAGGACAAAAGAGAUAAACAGCAAAAGGAGAAGCGUUUGAUCUUGACAAUGGAGGAUCUUUCCAAGGCUCUACGAGAGUAUGGUGUGAAUGUCAAACACCAAGAAUACUUUGCUGACACUCCAACGGCUGGUUUAGAUCCUGCUACGAGAGACGAGUGACUACUUGCCCAAACCACUGGAUGCAAUUGGAUAUGUAUACCAAGUGUGUUUGAGGAUUUGUGCAGUUGGUGUAGCUAUCUCCAUCUCUAUCUUUUCCAUUCUAAUCAAAUUACUGUCAGUGUCAAUGUUGUGCAAUUGAACUCUGCGUAAUUUAGUUGAAUACAAUGAAACGUGUGCAGUACAUAUUUUUGUUUA